GUUGCUUUGUUAGCUUGACAAGCGAGAAACGCAGGUUUGGGCAGCUAAGAGGCUAACAAGCUAAGAGGCUAUCAAGCUAACAGGCUAGAAAGCUAACAGAAGCUGUUCCAAUUUAAAGUCUCAAUUUCUCGAGAUUAUCAGUGGACGGCUUCAUGAUUCCUUUCCAAGACAACAUUUUUGUGUGGAGAAGGUAAAGAGGCGCAGAGGAUUUAGCGCUCAGUCAGGAGGAGGAUAUCCAGGGAGAGAUUGAGGUUGCCCCUCUUAUAGACGAUGUCCACCAUGGUGUAUCCUCGUGAAGAGAAGCUGGAGAAACUAACGCAGGAGGAGAUCAUCUCAAACACUAAGCUGGUGAUCCAAGGCCUGGAGGCACUGAAGAGCGAGCACAACUCUAUCCUGCACAGUCUGCUGGAGACCAUCAAGUGCCUGAAGAAAGAUGAGGAAGCCAACCUCGUGCAUGAGAAGUCUAACUUACUCCGCAAAUCUGUGGAGAUGAUUGAGCUGGGCCUGGGGGAGGCACAGGUCAUGAUGGCUCUGUCCAAUCACCUUAAUGCUGUGGAGUCAGAGAAGCAGAAGUUACGGGCCCAGGUGCGGCGUCUGUGCCAAGAGAACCAGUGGCUGCGGGACGAGUUGGCCAACACUCAGCAGAAACUGCAGAAGAGUGAACAGAGUGUCGCCCAGCUGGAGGAGGAGAAGAAGCACCUGGAGUUCAUGAAUCAGCUCAAAAAGUAUGACGAAGAUGUUUCACCCUCGGAGGAAAAAGAUGGCGAACCACCUAAAGGCUCUCUGGAUGAUCUUUUCCCUAAUGAUGAUGAGGAACAUGGUCAAGGAAUGCAGCACCAGCACAACAGUGCAGCCGUUGCAGCAGCGCAGCAGGGAGGAUACGAGAUCCCAGCCCGUCUCCGAACACUCCACAACCUGGUGAUCCAGUACGCCUCUCAGGGUAGAUACGAGGUGGCAGUACCGCUGUGCAAACAAGCUCUGGAGGACCUGGAGAAAACCUCAGGCCACGAUCAUCCCGAUGUUGCCACCAUGCUCAACAUCCUCGCUCUGGUGUACAGGGAUCAGAACAAAUAUAAAGAGGCAGCACAUCUGCUCAAUGAUGCUCUGUCCAUCAGGGAGAAGACUCUCGGCAAAGAUCAUCCAGCAGUGGCUGCCACCCUGAAUAAUCUGGCUGUGCUGUACGGGAAAAGGGGCAAAUAUAAGGAAGCUGAACCACUGUGUAAGAGAGCCUUGGAGAUCAGAGAGAAGGUGCUUGGAAAGGACCACCCAGAUGUGGCUAAGCAGCUGAACAACCUGGCCUUGCUGUGUCAGAACCAGGGCAAGUAUGAAGAGGUGGAGUACUACUACUGCAGAGCUUUGGAGAUCUAUGAGUCCAGGCUGGGCCCUGAUGACCCUAAUGUUGCCAAGACCAAGAACAAUCUGGCUUCAUGCUUUCUCAAACAAGGGAAAUACAAGGAAGCUGAGAUUCUUUACAAAGAGAUUCUCACCCGUGCCCAUGAGAAGGAGUUUGGAUCAGUUGAUGCUGAGAACAAGCCGAUCUGGAUGCAUGCUGAGGAGAGGGAGGAGAUGAGCAAAGGCAAGCACAAAGACAACACCCCAUAUGGAGAGUAUGGUGGCUGGUACAAAGCCUGCAAAGUGAACAGUCCUACUGUGAACACCACUCUGAGGAAUUUGGGUGCGCUGUACCGCCGACAAGGCAAGAUGGAGGCUGCGGAGACCCUGGAGGAGUGUGCCAUGAGAUCCCGCAAGCAGGGGAUCGAUCCCAUCAACCAGAGCCGUGUGGCUGAAAUUCUGAAGGAGGGUGAUGGAGAGAGAAGGAGGAGCAGGGACAGCAUGUCCAGCGUUAAGUACGAUAGCAGCUCUGAGGCCGGAGAGGAAGUGAGUAUGGGCAUAGAGUGGAGCGGGGUAAGUGCAUAUCCACAUCAUCAUCCAAUCAGAUCAGUAGCAUGUGGAUACAGGACACGGCUGCCUUGCCCUACUGAGCUAGCGUAUCGACUGCCUACACAGACCUGAAGGUUAGAGCCCUGGAAAGACUAUAAAAGAACAUUGUACUCUGACUCUUAAAUUGAGAUUAAAAUAGGCUCAUUUCCCACAGCACAGAGUAGAAUGCUAAUUGAAUUCUUAAAUAGCAGGCUUCUCAGUGCAGAAACAUCAAGUGGAGAGUAGACCUUAAUCUGAAAUUAUUUCAGCCCUGUGCUGUAUAGUGGAAUAAAGCACUAUUCCAAGAAAAUGCAUUAAGUAAAAAAAAAAUCAUGCGUCACAUGUACAUUUGACUAUCUGGCUGUCUAGUUAAUUUGACCGACUGACAAACAUUGACACUUAUAACAGCAUAAAUGUUGAAUUGAAUUAUUAUCAUUAUUAUUAUAUUACUGAUUCAUAGUUAUUAGUCUGGUGUACGUGGGUAAGGCUUCACUGUCCUGUUGAUGUCUACUGAUAUUUAUAUAGAACCAAAUGCUGAUUGAGUGUCCUGGCAAAUUGCAUCUCAGUUUAAGCAUGGUUGUUUAUGCUUGUGUCAUUUUUUUCACUUGUUUUCGCCUGAACUAUUAAUACCUUGUAUGUUUCUGAUUGAUGUUAAAUAUCACUUGAGCAUUUUGAGCAUCUUGUGUCUCAUGCAGAAGCCAGAGUUUCAGAAAUUUCUCUUUGCUCCACUUUAGUUCUCACUAGUAAGAUAAUUAACUAAAUAGUUAAUAAAUAGUUUAGAUAAAUUUCAUGGUGCAGUUUGUAAUAUCUCUAAGGCUUAAAAUCCCCAAGGCUUAUCUAAUUUAUCUGGUUUGAUGUGGAGAAGAAGGUUGUCUGUUAUCACCCAUAAAAGUUACAGACUGCUCCUUUGAUUCUCCAAAAGCUAGAAUCUAGUUUUCAUUAUCUGUUUCAGUUACCUGAGUAACAUUUUGUAAGGAUUGAAAAAUGAAUGUACAGUUGAUUUGUUUGCACGCUGUAGUCUCUAGUAUAAACUCUAAACUCAACUGAGCACGACUCUGCUCUUAAGCUAAAGGAGUCCAGUCUCCAAAACUCUGCUGGUGAGUGAGGGAUAAAGCUGUCGGGGGCUUCUGCAGGAGAGACAGAUGCUCUGUUUGUUCCAAAUGCUUGGCUUGACUCCGCACUGUUUCCAGCUUUAUUUUAAACUUCACUGCAUGCCCUGCUCAUCUGAAUAGCCCCAUGUGUUCUUGCACCAUGUUGUGUGCUUUGCUUUGAGAGUUUUUUUUUUUUUGGCUUGAUGUAUGAGCUGCACCACACUGACAGUGCACAUUAACCCACGCUUCUACUGCUGCUCACACUUUUCUUUGUUUUGGAGUGUUUGUUAUACAACUUGUUUGUUCUAGUUAUCAGAGAAUGGUGCACAGGCCCAAGUGCUGAUUAUGAGGUUUAAGUUCUAGGAAAUAGUUAGAAAUAUUUGGAUUUACACAACUUGUCAUUUACAUACACGUUUGGAUUUUGGUGAAAUCGAAACCACCCACCUACACAGAAGGACUAUUGGAGACUGGUAGAAACCAAGGCUACAUUUUAAGACUCCAAUGUUUGGUCCUUCUGUUUGUGUGCUUCUCCAAGGUGUUGUGUGGAGCUGUGUGGGUUGUGUGGUGUGUGAUUAUGGUCAUAUCCCUGGCAUUGCAGUUCUUACUGAGGAAAUCCAAAAGAACUUUGCAUGCAGAAUGAAUAAAACUUGAAAAUGUA
Molecule: messenger RNA, 3669 nt
Organism: Tachysurus vachellii
Lineage: Eukaryota; Metazoa; Chordata; Actinopteri; Siluriformes; Bagridae
Gene: klc1b
Product: kinesin light chain 1b
Exons: 13
Coding region: 271-2013 (580 amino acids)
Biological process (GO): microtubule-based movement
Cellular component (GO): cytoplasm; membrane-bounded organelle; kinesin complex
Molecular function (GO): kinesin binding
Source: RefSeq, a predicted model, not a curated record